AUCCGCAGAGAAGACUCCCAAGUGCCAGCGCUGCAAGAGUUAAGCUAGAGGCCUAGCGAGUCGCUGGCACAGGUCCCGGCAGCUCUCACGGCAGGAAUGUUGCCGGGAAGCCACUGCAUCUGCAAAACAAGAUUUGAGAUGUCGAAAUCGGUAGCGCCCCCUCCCACUCAGGAAAAGGAAGCGCCUGUAGCCCAGUUACCUGCUGCGGGUUCCCUGCUGCUCAUACCAGAAUCUCCAUGUAGGGGUGCUACACGCCGGCUCCUUCCGCGCUACAGCUUUAGAACUCCGCUAUGCACCCAUUUGCUUUUUUUGUUAUUCUGUCUGGUCUGGCUGCAUACAAAGCUCAACUUUGCAGCAAUGAUGCUGUCGUAUGUGAAGACAUGUUCUAUGUUUCAAAUGGAGAACCGGUCCGCAUGUCUUCUUGUGGGGACAUAAAUGGCAGUGCUAACGUAACAUGGUUUAAAAAUGAUUCCCAAAUAUCAUUUACUUCAGAUCCACAAUCACGAAUUCACCAAAAUGAAAAUGUUCUCUGGUUUAUCCCAGCAAGCUUAGAUGAUGCAGGAUUGUACACAUGCAAUGUCAGAAAUGUUACAUACUGCACCAGGCUGAUUGUUUUUGAGAAUGAGGAAGGCUUGUGCUAUAACAGAUCCACACUGUUCUAUAAUGAGCAGUAUUUGGAAGCCAUCAAAAUCGUAUGCCCAUCUAUAACGGAUUAUGUUGAUGUCUCCAAGGCUCAGGUUAAAUGGUCUAAGAACUGCAAUCCUUUGCAACCUGAAGAUAAGUAUUUAGCUUUGGCCGACUCCCUGAGCAUAAAGAAUUCUGUCAAGGAAGAUGAAGGGCUCUAUACUUGUGCUGUGCAGUUUCACUACAAUGGGACAGAAUACUCAUUGACUCGGACUAUUGAGUUGAAAAUUGCAGUAUUGGCAACUUCUUCUUCUCCAAUGAUGUUAAAUCCUAGUAACAGCAUUCAGAAGGUGGAGCUAGGAUCUCCCAUAAGCCUCAAAUGUGAAGCGAUCAACGGUGUUGAUGUUAUAAUGAUAUGGAUGUACAAUAAUUCGUUUGUUGAUGAAUUCUAUGGUUCUGAUACCAGAGUUAUAAUUGGAGAGACCUUUUCUUCAAAGACUGAGGAUGGAGAACUCAUGUGGAUGAGAUAUCUGAACUUUACAGAGAUUAAGGAAGAAGAUUAUAACAGAAAGUUCUAUUGUCAAAUUGCUAAUUCAAUGUCUGAAGCAUACGUUAUGCUACAACGUCCAGAUCCGAAUUUCCAGCCCUUUUUGAUUGCAUUUUUUGUAUCACUGAUUUUCGUCAUUAUUAAUAUUGUAAUAGCCAUCAAGAUUUUUAAAAUCGAUAUUGUCCUUUGGUAUAGGACUUCUUGCUUUGGUCGGAAAAAUCUAAAAGAUGGAAAGCUCUAUGAUGCUUACAUUAUGUAUCCGAAAAGUCUCAGUGGAACCAACUCCUAUCCCAUGGACAUCUUUGUACUAAAGGUGCUGCCUGAGGUUCUUGAAGUGCAGUUUUCAUACCGACUUUUUAUAUUUGGACGAGAUGUAUUACCAGGGGAAGCCAUGUCUGAUGUUAUUGAUGAAGCUAUCUCCCAAAGUCGAAGAUUGGUCAUUGUUUUAGGAGGCAUUCAAACAAGAAACUAUUUAAAGGAUGACUUUGAGCAGCAAAUCGCAAUGUACGAUGCCCUUAUUCGGAAUAAAAUUAAAGUAAUAUUGAUAGAAUUAGAGAAAGGCACUGACUACACCAGUAUGCCAGAAUCUAUCCAGUAUAUCAAACAAAAGCAAGGUGCCAUCCGAUGGAAAGGAGAAUUUACACAAGCAAAUACAAAGUUCUGGAAACAUAUGAGAUACUAUAUGCCCCCAACUCAGGCAAAAAACCUGCAGCACUCGGACAGCACUAAUCUCAAUAGGUGCUGAUACUCAUGUGGAACUGCAACAGUUUUCCCACACAUAGGAGCAUUUCCUAAGGCUCUGAUAAUCAGAGUUAUUAAGCUGGUCACACAUGGACAAAUAACGCUGGGCAAAUGGUGUUGUUAUCCAACACAUAUAUGGGGCAUUGAGUUGUGCCCUACACUAGCUGAUGUUCUGAUCAGGAUCUGCUUCAAACCAGUUUGCCCUUGGGCAUUAUCUGUAUCUCAGGGCACAAAGUGACCUUGCAUAUACUAAUAAUUAUUAGUAGUGAGUACACACAUACCUCAUUGUUGCAAAGCAUUUUAAGGCUUAUUUAUUCGUCAGAGAAAUACAUAUUACCCAGAAUACCACUUUAUCCAGAAUGUCUUGGGGUUGCUGCCACCUUAAUCAGUCAUGAGACGUGUGGUGUGCAGAACUGUAUUGGGUAUGGAGAGGAAGAACAAUACUUGAGGAAUCCCAUAGACAAGUCACUGGCACAAGACUGCAAGGUAGAGUCUUGCAGCAGGUUAGGUACCCACACAAUACUCACAAAUUAGUCGGCAUUCGGACGGACAAGCCUGGAUGUUCUGACUGUGCAGGUGGUCCGCGGGUAAUCAGUGAAGGUAAUCCAGGAAGUUGCGGGCAAAAAGAUCUGAGCUCCCCAGCGAUCGUACUGAUUUGUGACCUCACUUCUGGUUCUCAAGUCCUGCCAAGAAAUACUGACGUCACUGGAUGGUUUGAAAAGAUGUUCGAUAUAGGGCAGAUUAGGCCAGUGAAAGACAUCAUAGCCAAUGCGAGUCCGGGGUCAGGUGCGUGUCUACAAAUACAGACCCUUGCAGGACGCAUACUGCAAGAUCUCACAGGAGCCACCUCAUGGAGAAGUUACAACCCCUCUUAGGCUUCUGCUGUUUACAAGCUUGCCCACAAUAUUUUAAGAGGGUGAAGGCAUGCAGGAACGUAGUACCUUUUAGGAAAUUAACCAGUUUAUCUCUUUGGUCUGUGGCACAUGUGUUGCAGCCAUUAAAGGGACACGAUUGCUUUAAUAAUUGUCUUCUUGUAUUUGCCAUUGCAAUGAAUGUAUAUUUAUAUGGUUUAUUUUAUUUUUUACUUAACCUAUUUCACUUUUGUUAUACUUCCAUUUCGAUUUAACACAGGGGUGCCCAUAGUUGUUUUGGCAAACCAUCCAUUUGUAAUCUCAGUUACUGUAAAAGGAUUUCACUUGUAACCCCCAUAGAUCUCAAGGAAGCAUGUGCUGAUCCAUUGGCCUCCUUGUUAUCAUAGCUAUUACUCCCUCCUCAUAACCAAUCAUUAUAAGUUCUAUGUUCAUUCACACUGAAAUAGUUUUUGUUUUCUAUUUAAAGCUCUUAUUAGUAAUAUUAGAUAAAUACAUUCAUACAAUGAAAUACAUUCAUUUUAA
Xenopus tropicalis (tropical clawed frog) is the source of this 3306-nucleotide messenger RNA. RefSeq names its product interleukin 1 receptor type 1 gene 1 (gene il1r1). Gene Ontology annotation, cellular component: membrane. The record is from RefSeq and is a predicted model, not a curated record. NCBI's taxonomy places the organism in Eukaryota, Metazoa, Chordata, Amphibia, Anura, Pipidae. Gene Ontology annotation, biological process: signal transduction; cytokine-mediated signaling pathway. The transcript has 11 exons. Gene Ontology annotation, molecular function: interleukin-1 receptor activity. The coding region runs from base 291 to 1916 and encodes 541 amino acids.